Messenger RNA from Gallus gallus (chicken), 2845 nucleotides. RefSeq names its product leucine rich repeat containing 15 (gene LRRC15). Bases 58 to 1758 code for a protein of 566 amino acids. Gene Ontology annotation, cellular component: plasma membrane. Lineage: Eukaryota; Metazoa; Chordata; Aves; Galliformes; Phasianidae. Gene Ontology annotation, molecular function: protein binding. The record is from RefSeq and is a predicted model, not a curated record. The transcript has 2 exons.
ACUCGGCGCUCCUGCCAGCACGGAGCUGUGCUCUCUCAGCGCUCGCGGCUGCAGGACAUGGGCCCCAUGGAGCAGGGAGGUUGGUGGCUGCUGCUGCUACUGCUGGGCUUCCACCCGGCCCGCGGGCAGUGCCCGGAGCAGUGCCAGUGCGUCCGCACUGCCCAGGUGGAGUGCUCCGGCGCCAGCAUCACCGCUGUCCCCAGCCCCAUCCCCACCAAUGCGGUGACCCUGCAGAUCGUCAACACGCGCAUCACCGAGCUGGGCGAGGCAUCCUUCGGCAACGCCUCCCUGCUCAUUGGGCUGCGCAUCGAGAAGAACGACCUGCGGCGCGUCAGCCCCGAUGCCUUCCAGCACCUGCCCGACCUGCGCUACCUCAGCCUGGCCAGCAACAAGCUGCAGGAGCUCCCUGUGCAGGUCUUUCAGCCCCUGGGCAAGCUGGAGUCGCUGCUCCUCUCCAGCAACCAGCUGCUCCGCGUGGAGCCCGACCACUUCGCCCACCUGAGCAACCUGAAGGAGCUGCAGCUGCACGGGAACAACCUGCGGGAGCUGACGGAGGGGCUGUUUGACCAGCUCGCCAGCCUCACCAAGCUCAACCUGGCCCGCAACAACCUCGACCGCCUGCCGCCCCGUGCCUUCGAGCGGCUGCCUCAGCUGCAGGUGCUGCGGCUCUAUGAGAACCGGCUGCGGCACAUCCCGGCGGGCGCCUUUGACACACUGCCCGAGCUGCAGGAGCUGGGCCUGCACCAGAACCAGCUGGAGACGCUGUCCCCGGAGCUCUUUGUGCACAACGGGAACCUGCAGAAGCUCUACCUCUCCAACAACCUCCUCACUGCCCUGCCCGCCGGCAUCUUCCUGCCUCUGCGUGCCCUCUCCAAGAUCACCCUGCACGUCAACCGCCUUCGCGACAUCUCCCCGGCCGCCUUCGGCCCCAUGCCCAACCUGCGGGAGCUGUGGCUCUAUGAGAACGAGCUGGCCGCUCUCCCCGCUGCCGUCUUCAGCAACCUCACCCAGCUGCAGCUCCUGGUGCUCAGCAAGAACCAGCUCCGAUCGCUGGCUCCGGGGGCUUUCCGGGGGCUGGGUGAGCUGCUGGAGCUCUCGCUGCACUCCAACGCCCUGCGCUGGCUGGAUGCUGGGGUGCUGGGGGGAAUGCCCAAGCUGCAGAACAUCUCCCUGCAGAACAACCGCCUGCAGACGCUGCCCCGCGGCCUCUUCGCUGCCACUCCGAGGCUGCAGCACAUCCAGCUGCACGUCAACACCUUGGAGAACCUGCCCAACGGCAUCUUCUCCCCGCUGGCCGCCGUGCGGGAGGUGAAGCUGCACAACAACUCGUGGCGGUGUGACCAUGACAUCCUGCCCCUGCGCGCCUGGCUGGAGGCCAACCCCAGCAAGGUGGGUGAGACCCCCCCGGUGUGCGCCCAGCCGGCCCCGCUGCGGGGAACACCCAUUGCCGGGCUGUGGCAGGACCAGCUACCCACUGCCUGGCCCAGCAGCCCGCUGCCUGCACUCCCCUCCCAGGAAGCAUUGCCGUCGGGGCCCCCCACCACGCUGCUGGCGACCCCCGUGUCUCAGGAGGAGGAAGAGGAGGAGGAAGGCAGGGGGUGGUGGGGGCUGACGCGCACGCAGAGCGCGGUGGUGGGGGCCGUCAUCGUGCUGGUGUGCGUGGCCCUGCUCUGUGCCCUCGUGGCACUGGUGGUGUAUGGCUGUAGAAAGAAGAGCCACGUGGUGCUGAUGAGGAUGAAAGCACCCAAUGAAGCCUGAUCCCCCAUGAGCCCCGGGGGCAGCGGUGCCGCUGAGGGACCCAGAGCUGGAUGGACAGCAUCACUCCAUGUGCCAUGUCCCCCGUGCUGCUCUGCAAGCAGGGUGUCGACCACGGGUGCCCCCCUGGUUACCCCGUCCCCAGCCCCUCCUGCCUCCGUGCUCAAUCCCUUCCUGGGGCCAGCAGCCAGAGUACAGGGUGCCGAGUAGCAGAGCAGGGAGCGGCAGCCUGGCCACAGAGCGCUGGGACUCCCCCUCCCUCACCUCACAUUAUCCCCUCGAGCCGCCCCCAGCCCCAGGCCCUCAGCCACAGCCUGUGCUGAGGUGUGAAGCCAUCACACAGGGCCAGGAUCUAAGCACACGCCCUCAUCCCAAGCAGGGCUGUGUGUGCCUUUGUAGCUCAGCCCUGCAGGGCUGGGCUGCCUCUGCUUGGCUCUGAGCCUGGUGUGCUCCAUGGUGGCACACCCCAGUGACUUGGCCGCGUCCACGCUGCCCUCCCUGCCUGCAGGCAGCACGGCGAGAGCGGAACAUCUUCCUCUGCCUCCAGCAGAGUCCUUGUCCUCACACGCCUGUGUUUCCCAUGCCAGCAGCACUGCGGGACUGCGUGUGCCCUGGGCACCCACCAACUGCAGCCCUGCCCAGCACAGCCGCACCCUCUCCUCUCCCUGUUCCCAGCCCCGAAAGUGCCCACUCUGUGCCUGCUCCUACUGCCUGUUCCCAGCCUGAAUGCUGCUGGUGGCAUAGGAAAGACGGGGAAAGCCCUGCUCUGCAAGGUCCGGCUGUGGGCAGGUGGGACUGCGCUGCCCCAGCAGCUGCUGUGCCUCAUCCAGCCAGCAAGGCACGGCCACAGCUCCAUGUGUGCCACUGGGCCGUAUGGGGUACGAUACUAUGGGACAAGAGUUUCAAUGGGUGGUGCUGCUUGUGGUGCCCCAGGAGCCAGUGCUGGCACAAGCGAAAAUGCAGUUGUGUGUAUGUGAUGGGAUGGAUGCUCUUCUGGGCUGAGACCUGUGCAACAACUGCAAACAGGACUGUGCCUCGGGGCUGUUUGGUACCGCUCUGUGACCAUUAAAGCACGGUUGUCCAAAUCCAA